AAUCACGAAAAGAGUCAUUCAAUUUGGGAUAGUUUGAGGCUAUUGAUGUACAUAAUGGAUCGACAGGACCUUGCUUCUGAGUGUAACCAUCAAAACCUACAAGCAUUCAAAGGACUGUUUAAAUAAAGACAACUCCGAGACUACGUUGAUUUUUUUUUUCUUUUUUUCUUCUUUAUUAUUCAUGCAGUCUUUACCUAUAAAAAAAACCAUGCAAGACUCAGAGAAUCGAAAACGAGCACAUAUGGAGUCAGAGUUCCUACCUGACGAUCCUCCACAAAAGACACUACGACAACUAGAGCAAGAAAAAGUACUUGUUGAUGAUCCUAUAAGUUCGUUUAGUCAACACAAUGCCACGCAAGACUCUUUUGACUUGCCUUUGAUUGAAUCAAACCCUAGUUUUGAACUCAAAGAAGACGAUGAUGAUAACGAGGACCUAGUAACACCUUUUAUGUUUGAUCUAAGUUUUGAAAAACCCAGAGCCAGAUCCAACAGUAUUCCUUCUGUAGAUGGAUCUACACAACAGGCGACUGUAAUUUCUGACUUUUCGUCUAUCAAUGAUAGCCAAAUCAAAACAAAAGAUGAACUAGAAAGCAUUGUUUCUGAUUUUUCAACAGAGUACGUGCCAGCUCAACCUACUCACUUGCCUACAUUUCAACCCAAGUUUGAUUUGUCUGCGCAUAAAAUACCAGUGCCUUCUGAUAUCCGACCUGCUGGAAAAUCUAAAAAGCGAUUCAUUGACCUUAAAAAGAAUGGAUUAGCAGAUCAUGCUUUAGCGGUGAUCAAUCAAGAAAAAGAAUCGUUUCAUCAUUGGGAAACAACUGUGAAUGGUCAAAUGGCCAAGUAUGGCAAUAUCGUGGAAGUAUGUUGUCGAGAAGAUCCAGAGAUUAUUUUAUUUCGCAUGAUAGAGACUUGGACAGAAGGCGGCCUUGUGUUUUCCUGGUGUGUCUUACUGAAAGAAAAUGAAAUUGAAUAUCUGCGACCAAAGAACUAUCAACUGGAUAACCAAGACACAAUUACAAGUUUUCCUUCUCAAACAAUACCACAAUUACCAGACUAUAUACCAGAUGAACAAGAAGAAAAGUUUCUAUUUGGGUUCUCAUUUGCUUAUAUGCAUACCAACCUAUCUAGAGAAAAGUUUGUUGAACAAGAACAAGUAGUAGGCAUCUGGCCUUGUUGGAUUGAAAUCAACCUAGACCUAAAGGAACAUGGUCCUUGUACAGUCAAUUUAGCCACCAAAUUCAAAGCAAAUACAAUUUAUUAAAAUUUGUAGACUUGGUCUUCCAUCUUGGACACUGCCCUAGGCUUUUGGUAUCCUAAUUCAUUGGUUGCUGCUGUCAUGGCCUUAAUCAUGGGCAAUGGACCACAAAGU
Messenger RNA from Gilbertella persicaria, 1369 nucleotides. RefSeq lists its product as uncharacterized. NCBI's taxonomy places the organism in Eukaryota, Fungi, Mucoromycota, Mucoromycetes, Mucorales, Choanephoraceae. The record is from RefSeq and is a predicted model, not a curated record. Bases 182 to 1261 code for a protein of 359 amino acids. The transcript has 5 exons.